Messenger RNA from Fraxinus pennsylvanica, 798 nucleotides. NCBI's taxonomy places the organism in Eukaryota, Viridiplantae, Streptophyta, Magnoliopsida, Lamiales, Oleaceae. The record is from the annotation of a GenBank genome assembly.
AUGAGAAAUUUGAAGCCAUGUUUUUCCUCGAUUCGUAAAGAUGGAAGGAGUGAAGGGCCCGGGAAGGUCUUCCAAAUACUUGAGUGUUCUAUAUCAAUGAUGAAAGAUUUUGAACUGGGCGAGAGGAUUUCUGAAGCAUUGCAAUCGUGGAGUCCUGCUGAUAUUAUAAGGAGGAUCAUUACUGGACAGACUUCUUUAAUGUCAGAGUUUCUGAGGAUAUUCUCAGUUAAGGAAAAUGUUGUAGCCAAUAGGUCCUUCGUCGAUCCAAGGUUCUCCUUAGAGUUGAAUAUUUUACUUGAAUGCUAUGCCAAAAUCUUGGAAUUUCCCUUCCAGGAUGCAGUAGAAAUUGUUUUGGGAGUUUCAAGUGGUCGGAAGCCCUUGGAGGCAUUAAGUACAGCAGUUGUUGACUGGAUGAAUUUCGCCGUGUUUUUUAAUGCUUGGAACCUAAAUUCUUGUGAGAUAAGGCUUUCAGAAAAAGACAGUUCUAGCUCUGGUACUUGGCAGUUGGCAUCUUGUGAACUCGCUGACGAAGAAGUAUUUGCUAUAGAAGAUUGGAUCUACAGAGAUGGAAGUAGUGAAGGGCCCAGGAAGGUCUUCCAAAUACUUGAGUCUUCUAUAUCAAUGAUGAAAGAUUUUGAACUGGGCGAGAGGAUUUCUGAAGCAUUGCAAUCGUGGAGUCCUGCUGAUAUUACAAGGAGGAUCAUUAAUGGACAGACUUCCUUAAUGUCGGAGUUUCUGAGGAUAUGUAAAUUGAAAGUUAAAUCAUUUGAAGCACUUAAACUUCAAUUUAGCUCAUAA